This is a messenger RNA of Gadus morhua (Atlantic cod), 1732 nucleotides long. RefSeq names its product E3 ubiquitin-protein ligase TRIM39-like. The record is from RefSeq and is a predicted model, not a curated record. The transcript is spliced from 3 exons. NCBI's taxonomy places the organism in Eukaryota, Metazoa, Chordata, Actinopteri, Gadiformes, Gadidae. The coding region runs from base 88 to 1275 and encodes 395 amino acids. Gene Ontology annotation, molecular function: protein binding.
CCGACGUGGAAGCAGUACUCUCUGUGAGGAGAAAAAUAAAUCUCAUUUUGGAAAAAAUUGUCGGAGAGACAGAAACCACGAAACGGAAUGGCCUCUGCUAACACUUCCGGGUCUGAAGAGAACUUUUCAUGUUCCAUCUGUCUGGAUGUGUUCAACAAUCCAGUUUCCACACCAUGUGGACACAACUUCUGCAGAACAUGUAUUACAAAGUACUGGGAUGAACAAGUCAAGUUCAAAUGUCCUCUUUGCAACAUGGCUUUCAACACAAGACCUGAUUUACGGAUUAAUACCCUCUUAUCAGAGCUGGCCGCUCACAAAGCAGAUGCAGACAGAGAGAUAGUCGAUGGUGUGCACAUCCUCACUGCUUUGAAGCGCUGCAUUGAAAAGUGCCAGGAUGACCUCAACCAAAUGGUUAAAGAGAAACUUAAAUCCACAGAGAAACAAGCUGAAGACCUCAUCAAAGAGCUGGAGCAGGAAAUAGAAGAUCUGACCAAUAGAUGCUCAGAGGUGAAGCAGCUCUCACACACUGAAGACCACCUCCACUUCCUCCAGACAUUCAGAUCCCUGAAGGAUCCUCCACCCACCAGGGACUGGACCACGGUGGAGGUCCGUCCUCCGUCAUACGUAGGGACCUUGAGGAGAUCCCUGGAUCAGCUGGAGGAGACGCUGAACAUGGAGAUGAAGAAGCUGCGUGAUGCUGAACUGAAGAGGGUCCAGAAGUAUGAAGUAGAUGUGACUCUGGAUCCUGAUACAGCUGCUUCCCAGCUCAUCCUGUCUGAGGAUGGGAAACAAGUACAUGAUGGAGGUGUAGCGAAGGCCCUCCCAGACAACCCUAAGAGAUUUACAAAAAAGGUACGUGUUCUCACGAGGCAGAGCUUCUCCUCAGGGAGAUUUUACUUUGAGGUCCAGGUUAAAGACAAGACUGCGUGGUGGUUAGGAGUGGCCAGAGAGUCCAUAGACAGAAAAGAUCUGAUCAUAGUGACACCUGAGAAUGGUUACUUGGCUCUCUUCUCUUACAAGGAUGCAUUGGUAUUUAGAGAUAACCCUGAUGUCCGUCUCCCUCAGAGAGCUGAGCUCCAGAAGGUGGGGGUGUUUGUUGAUUAUGAUGAGGGUCUGGUCUCCUUCUACGAUGUGGAAGCCAGGGUUCAUAUCUACUCUGCUACUGGCUGCAGCUUUACUGAGCCUCUCUAUCCAUUCCUCGGUCCAGGUCCCUGUGAUUAUGGAGGUAACAACUCUGCCCCCCUAAUCAUCUUACCUGUCAAUCAAACAGACUAGGACCUUUGUUUGAUAAUAAAAUAAUCAAACGACCAAAACAACUAAUGCUGUUUCAUGAAUUAGAAUCUCUACCAUGUUAGAUCUGAGAGAACUGUAUUCAUAUCUUACUGCUGUCAUGUAACAAGGAGUAAUUCAGGAGGAAGUGAACCCUGAUUAUUAUAAAUGAUAAACCAUUCUAAAUUAUUAGAUAACAUUGUAUUCUUCAUUGUCUGUUUUCUCCAGUCUUUUAAGGUUUACUGCGAUACAAUUGUUAAUGGUUGCAGUCAUUUAUAGCAUGGUUUCAGGAUUGAUAUGUAUUUUAUAAUCAUCUCAACAUUAUUGUUAGUUUAUACUUCAGAAUCAUAAAUGACAACAUAAUCAAAUGUAAAAAUACUUUUCUGAUGUUAAUAAAAAUGGAAAAACAGCUGAUGAGUCAAUGACUCUUAAUGUCCACCAUACAACAAUCCAACAUGUGUAA